This is a messenger RNA of Scophthalmus maximus (turbot), 4259 nucleotides long. RefSeq names its product ankyrin repeat domain 6b (gene ankrd6b). Bases 418 to 2778 code for a protein of 786 amino acids. NCBI's taxonomy places the organism in Eukaryota, Metazoa, Chordata, Actinopteri, Pleuronectiformes, Scophthalmidae. The record is from RefSeq and is a predicted model, not a curated record. Gene Ontology annotation, biological process: regulation of gene expression. Gene Ontology annotation, molecular function: protein binding. Gene Ontology annotation, cellular component: nucleus; cytoplasm. The transcript is spliced from 18 exons.
AGGCGAAGCAAAGAUCGUGUGUGCGCUCUCACUUCGCAGUUUCCUCACUCCCCGACGAACAGCGGGCGCUCCGCGGGCCUGAGGGACUUCACCCGCCGACUCAACACGCCCGCCGCCGGACGUCGGUCCGAGUCGGCUGCUUCUGUUUCCGAGAUGCUCCCUGUGCAUGGAUGGAAAAGCUGAGGCUGCCUUCCUGUGUGAUUGCUGUUUACUUGUCCUCGGCAACCACAACUACAACACCAUCACAGACGAGACCACAGUUUUCACAACUGAGAGGAUGAAGGGGAGGAAUCCGGGCACUGGCGUCUGACACAUCUGUCUGCGACGGAGCUCACCAUGAGUUAGAGGACGUCGGACGGCAUCGCCACAUCUGCCCUCCCCAACACCUGGAGACAGCAGCAUCACUCGCCCUGCUUCAUGAGCCAGCAGGAUGCGGCUGAGGUCCUCGCACUCUCCGAGCGCCUCCUCAUAGCUUCGCACAAGGGACAGGCCGACAAUGUCGUCCAGCUUAUCAACAAGGGCGCGAAAGUAGCAGUCACCAAGUAUGGCAGGAGCCCGCUGCACUUGGCCGCCCAUAAAGGCCACCUCGAGGUUGUGCGCAUCCUGCUCAAAGCCGGAUGCGACCUGGACAUCCAGGACGACGGGGAACAGACGUCAUUACACCGGGCGGCUGUGGUGGGGAACAGUGACGUCAUCAGCGCUCUCAUCCAGGAAGGGUGUGCACUGGACAGGCAGGACAAGGAUGGCAACACAGCUCUACAUGAAGUGUCCUGGCACGGCUUCAGUCAGUCCGUCAAACUGCUGGUGAAAGCUGGAGCCAACGUCCACGCAAAAAACAAGGCGGGGAACACCGCUCUCCACCUGGCGUGUCAGAAUGGCCACGCUCAGAGCUCCAAGGUUCUGCUCCUGGGAGGCUCGAGGCCCGACAGCAAGAACCAUUGUGGAGAUACGUGUCUGCAUGUGGCAGCCCGCUACAACCACAUGGCAAUGAUCCGCAUCCUCCUGGGAGCCUUCUGCUCUGUUUCGGAGAAGAACCUGGCUGGGGACACGCCGCUUCACGUGGCAGCUGCUCUGAAUCAUAAGAAAACAGUACGCAUGCUGCUGGAGGCGGGGGGAGACAGCCGCAUCUGCAACACCGCAGGUGAAACGGCUCUGGACAAGGCCAGAGAACAUAACAACCCAGAUGUGGCCCUUCUCCUGACCAGAGCCCCACAGGUGCAGAGCUUUGUGCGUGGCAGGAGUGUGAGGAAGAGGAGAGACAAGCUGAAGGCAGAGGGCAGAGCUCAGUCGGUGCCCCGAGAUGAGAUGCUGCCCUGUAAGGACAGUGCUUCUGCUGCAGACGACACCCAGAGCAGUGACCGGGCCGCCUGCAAAAAAAAUGAUGCUACGGAAGCUAACACCCGGAGGGCGAAGAACAAGAAGCAGAAAGAAAAGCCCGUUCUUUCUGACCCCCUCCGCCGCAGAGAGACCAGGCCCAGCGAAGCCUUGCACAGGAGGAAGGGUAAACUGCGAGGAGUCUCCCCCCAUGCAGCCGUCCCGCCACACAACUUUAAAGCCUAUCAGCUUUACACACUGUACCGCGGCAAGGACGGCAAGGUCAUGCAGGCUCCUCUGAACGGCUGCCGCUGCGAACCUCUCAUCACCAAACUGGAGAACCAGCUGGAGGCCACCAAGGAGGAGAUGAAGACCGAGAUCCACACCGUCCAAGACCUGAUGAACAGCAAGGUGGGCCAGCUAGAGCGCAAGAACAAGCACCAGAUGUUGGCCCUUGACAAGUUGACCGUGGAGCGGGUGUCGGCGGAGAGGAGCGAGUGUCUGCAGAGGAUGGAGCAGCGGGCCCUGCAGGAGCGCCUGGAGGCAGACAAGAGACAGGUGUCUCUGGUGAGUGAACUGAAGAGCUGGUGUCUGUCCAAACUGCAGAACAUGGAGGUUCGCUUCACAGGCGACCCCAGCAGGACCAGGCUGCGGCGCUCCUCCUCCGCGGCCGAGGGCCUGGACAGAGCCGACGACGGAGCGGACGGGGGCGACCUCACCGCGCCGCCUGCUGGAGGCGGAGGCAGCUCAGAGCUCCACAACAGUCCUCCGCGCCUUGAUCCCAGUGCGGCAGAAGGUGGAUCAGCCAACCACUACUUUGUGGUUCAUGUGGACAGCUCUCCAGCCUCUGCACAUUUCCCAGAUGGCGACAAGGCUCAUAAUGCAGAAGUCACCUCCCCUACAGCCAUGAAGCUGCAGCCGCCGUCUGUGCAGGUGGUCCGGCCGAAGGAGCGCCCGGCGAUCUGCGCUGACGUCCAGAGGAAGACCAAGGAGCUGCAGGACGUGGUGAUGGUGGAGUUAGGGGCGAGCAGCGGUAGAGGGCACAGGGCCAGCAGCCUGUCACCAGCCGUAGAGCGCCGCUGCGGCAGCAGGACUGACGGCGGGCUCCGGGACAGGGAGCGAGGCCGGGACAGAGGGAAGCACCGUAAAAAGCCUUCCCAGGGCAGGACUAGUUCCAGAGGGGGGACGGGAUCGGGGGCCAAGAUCCUGGAGGUGUUCGGGGAGCAGCCCGGCGAGGAGCCCUCCUUCGCCCAAGAGCGGGACAACAUGCACGCCCUGGAGGUGACGCAGUACUUCUUUGAGGCGGUGUCGACGCAGAUGGAGCGCUGGUACGAGCGGAAGGUGCAGGAGGCCCGCUGGCAGGCCGGUCAGAGGGCCGAGGCCGACCGGGCCGCGCUGGUCGAGAGGAUCGCCUACCUGGAGGAUGAGCUGCGGCUGCUGAGGACCGACAGACACGAGUGCUGAUGCUUAGCUCUCACCUGUCAUACGGACACUGGACAGAAACCAUAUGCUGAUCCUAUCCUGCUGGUUGCCAUGGCAGCAGUGGGUCGGUGUGUUGAGACGUGUACAUACAGUACUAGAGAAACAGGGGCAGCUCUUGUGCACUGUGUUAUAAAUAAGCCAGUAAAUGUUAAAGCUAGAUGCGAAAAGAUUGAACUAAUGUGCCAUUUAUAGAUCCAUGACUUCACUUCACACACUGUCAACACAGUGCAGCGUGUACACACACACACGUCCGACUUCAUGUGACGUCAUGUCUAAACGUGUCAUCAACACGAGACGUGAGUGGUGCAAUAACGGCCGUGUGCAUGGAGGGAAUCACAGUAUAAUAAGCUCCUUGUUGGUGUCCUGUCAUGUGACUUUAAAGGAACAGCCCACUGUUUAUUUCUGAGAAUGUAGGUGAACUGACACUACAUGAAACCACGAGUGAAGGUUUGUUUUAGAUAGAUACUUUGUACAGAUGCUUGACUCUGCUGCACGGUGUGAUGUGUGGUGAGGCUGGAGUGUGACAACUGAAGAAAUAUUAACUUUGGAGUGUUAAAAUACGAUUAAUGAUAAAGAAAGAAAAAGCAACAAGAGUCUUAAUUAAGGGACAAGAUUUAAAGUUAAAUACAUUAAUACAAUUUUGUUAUCCUAAUUAAAACUCAAAAAUUAGCUAUUAAAUAUAAUUAUUAAAUAUUAAAGAAUAAAUUGAAAUUCCACUCUGUUUUAACAAGGCCUUAAAGGCGCAGUAAGCGAUUACAAAGCAAUACACGUUUUGUAAAAAUCCAUAUUUCCUCACCGUCCGUUAGCUGUCGCUCUCCAAAAUUGCUUACUGCCCCUUUAAUGACCUGCUCCUUGGAGGCUUGUACCUUGUUUGUCUUUGUUGUUAUAUAUUCAUAAAUGUCAAAAUCCAUGGCUCCACUUUGAUAGAUUUGAAUCUAACACCUUAAAGGUGCACUAUUGUUCAGCUGUCUCGACACACUCCAGACUCCAUAGAUCGGACUUUACAAACCUGUGAACUACUUUAACUUCCAAGUAAAACAGUGCUUUCUUAUGAAUAAAGUUUAGUAUAUAAUAUCCAUCCAUCCACCUGCCGUCCAGACAAUAGACACCCAAUGAUGUCAUAGCUAGUGGCCAUAUAUUAACUCUAGUGUCUCAGUAAGAGUGAGUGUUUACAAUCCAAUACAGUGGGAAGGAAACGGUGACACGAACACUACGAAGCGUUCUUCCUGACAACUUCUCAUCCCAGAACUACCUACAAUCUGCUCUCCCACAAUGCACCUGUCCUGCGCAGUCCUGACACUGGAGCUGAACUCGGUCAGAAUGUUCCCAGUCGUGUCACGGUGUUACUGCCUGCUGUACAUUCAAUGUAUUGACUGUUGGUAUAGUUUUUAUAUCCAUGAUGCACUCUGUACGAUGAAGCCAGAAAUACAUAUUUUGUAUUAAAAAAAAACAAUUGUUCUUAA